Pseudo-nitzschia multistriata is the source of this 6765-nucleotide messenger RNA. Lineage: Eukaryota; Bacillariophyta; Bacillariophyceae; Bacillariales; Bacillariaceae. The record is from the annotation of a GenBank genome assembly.
AAUCCACUUUUGAGAUAGAUCGAUUUCCCCGGCAUUUGCAGCAGCGAAAUGGUGUAUAAAUUCAUUCCUUUUGUCAAUUCGAAACGUCAUGGGUGACAAGGACAGCAAUGGCACGGAAGUAGCUAUUCCUGUAGCUUUGAAUGCAAAUGCAGACGGAGACGAAGACGAAGACGAAAGUGUUAGCCGGAGCGGCUCAACGAGUAUCGAGGACGAUGGUAUCUUUGACGACGCCGAACAGGAUGAUAGCGACGACGGAAAUUCAAUAAAUCAUACGACUGCAACAAUAAUUCAAUUCGGUGCUGACAACGAAAUCAGAAACGGAAGUUGCGACCGAAACGGGAAGGACACUGCGAGAGAGCAACGAAAACGAAGACGUAGGGGUGCACAACGAAAAUGGUUCUACGAUCGAUUGUGUGAGUUUCGGAGGGCUUUGAAGCGGCGACGCAGACGAGAGCAAGAGAUAGAACGGCAACGGGACCCGCAACAAUUCGACGACACAGAAUUUAUUUCGGCGACUGGUUCGUUUCCUUCGGGAACGCAUGGUUCUCACCGAUUGCUCCACUCCCACCAAAGUUCAAGAAGGGAUCGCCCGAACGAACGAGACGAAAACGAACAAAGACAAAAACAGCAGCAGCGGCAGCGGCAAAUUGUGAUGACAAACAAAGACGAAGCUGUUCGAAGCAGACCGACCGAAAAUGAAAGCGAAACUAUGAACGACGUUGCUACGAAUCUCGACAAUCUUUAUGGUCAGUUUUCCGACGCAACCAAUAAAGCUUUGGAUACUAGAAAACAAAAAGACAGAUCCACGAGCACCCGCGAAGACGAAAAUCAAACAAAAACAGGUAUUCAGGAUGAUAGCAACGACCUAUCGUCAUCGUUUUUCAAAUUCGACGAACAAAAAUUGUUCCAAGUACCAAUCUUUGCACCAGGAAUCAAAGAGUCCGCCUUUCAGAAAAUUUAUGCCGCAAUGGAAGAACCUAUGAAACUCCUCGAAGAUCGUGGAUACGACGCAUAUAAAGAAUUCAUCGAGGAUUGCGACAAUAGCGUUGAGAAGAACGAUUCGGGUGGUAAACGACGAACCUACAGGGGGCGGAUAUUUCGCAACCGUAAAUCGGCAAGAACCAACCACGUUCAAAUCGCCAAACAGAAAGAAGAAUCGAUUCGAAAGAGUAUGGAAGACGCUCUUGUCAAUGGCGAUCCUCGGGAAUAUCAACGACUGAUCUUCGAGGUUGCUAAGAAACGAAAUACAAUCGUUUACCUGGGAACGGGUGCAGGCAAAACGCUGAUCGCCCUGUUGUUAAUCCGGGAAUAUUGGUCUGGGUCGUUGUCUUCGUCAUCUUCCAGGGGGAAAGACGAGACAAAUCAAAAUGCUAUACAGGGAGAAGAAUCACCAAGCAAGGAAACAAACGAUAGUAUCGAGAACGGCACUGCUACCGUAGCUCACGAAAACAAAUCCGAAAGCCCUAAAAAUGGUGAAGUGACCCACUCGAAAAAAGAGAAACAGCAAACGUUGUUUUUGGUCCCAUCUGUGGCGUUAGCAAUCCAACAGAGCUUAACACUAAGAGCAAAUUUACCGCAACUGUGCAUUGAAACGGCUUGCUAUGCUACUGCGAGUUCCAAACGAGCACGUGCCUCUCUGGAAAGGUGCGAAGUGAUUGUGGCAACACACGGAGCGAUCCAAGACUUGUUCAUGCACUACGGAGACUCAUUUUCUAUGGAUCGACUCAACUUGCUUGUGAUAGAUGAGUGUCAUUACGCUGCCAGCGGGAAUCACGCGUACCGUCAUCUUAUGGAGAAAUUCUAUCGUCCCAUUCAAGCGGAUCGACGUCCUCGAGUAUUGGGACUGACAGCAUCCCCACUCCUGAACGUCAAGGAAAACCACUCCGACGGACAGUUGACAGCCAUGCUCGAUUCUUUASAGUCUGUUUUGGAUUCGAAAAUGCUAAGUGCAGCGGGUUUGAUAGCACCACAUAGGAAGAAACAAAAAGAGGGAUCGGAAACAACUUCUUUGACACCAAUCUUACACAGCACGAACAACAUUUUGCAUCGAGUCAUCGACGAGCGGUCAAUGGACUAUUACGGGACCAACCAGAAUCGCACUAUUCCGUCCACCGAUAACCUCGAUUUGCUCCCGUCUAGACAUCGCGAAUUCAAACAGCUCGAACAUCUUUAUAGGGAUCUGGGGCCCCUUGUAGUAUCAAUUUAUUCCUCUGUUCUGAAACGAGAAUUAUCCAGAAAUAUUUUUGAGAAUGAGUCGACACGUCGAUUUGAUCUUGCCGUGGGACAUCUACAGAGAAUCGAAGAUUUUUGCAAUCGAGAGAUCAAAGUUUUGCCAAACAUGGGUAGAAAUGAUAAAUUACUGGCACUGGAAGAACUCGUCGAGACGCUCAUAGAAGAGAAAGGUACGAAGACUAUCGGACUCGUUUUUGUGGAACGCCGGGCUACCGCAAUCGCACUGCAAUGUUAUUUUGUAUGGAGAAACGAACAAAUUCAUGACUGGUCUACUCAAAGAGGGGCGAAGACAUGGGUGUUUGCGAAAGAAGCUCGACGGAAUAGAUGCAAAUCAGAUGAUUACUUUGAAAUGAAUAGUUGUCGAAAGAGAGCCGACCAGGUUGUCAAAGAUGACGAUUGCGAUGAUAACCAGUUUGAUGAUUCGAGCGAUGAUCCAUUUCAUCAGUUCCAAAAAAGAAAGGAAGCGCGUAAAAAAACGAAAAUAGUCGAUAUGGAUUGUAAGGGCGAAUUGGAAGAUAGCGCCACCGAUCACUUCAAUGCAACGAAUCAAUUUAUGGAUGCUGACAGUUGUAGUUCGGACGCAUGGAAAGAUAGUCCAAAGCAAAGCUUGAAAAAUGAUUUCUUCGAAACCCAUGGUGAGUGCAGUCUUAUUCAUUGACUUCACCCUUGUUUAUCUUUCUUCCUGCACAAAAAUUUCACAAAGUUUCAAAUUCUUUGUUUGUGAUUGAUUAGGUCGUGUUGCUCUCAAGCCGGUGGCGUUGGUACGGAACCCCAUUCAUAUCUUCAACUCAUUGAGUAUUCACCAAAAGAAACUGAAAGAAGCUGAGUUGGCAGACCUAAACAAAAUUUGGGUUCAUCGAGAAUCGAAUGUUCGGGAUGUAUUGAGCAGGCUGCGAAGUGGACAUGUCAAUAUAAUGUUUGCAACAUCGGUCGUYGAGGAAGGAGUUGAUGUGCAGUCGUGUUCACUUGUAGUCGCAUUCGAUGGGAUCAGCAGUAUCAAGGGCUAUAUUCAAAUGAAAGGGAGAGCUCGAAAGCAAGAUGCGAAAUUUUACGUAUUUGGGGAUCCAUACAAGAAGAUACGAUCAACACUCGAGCUUCGCGUUGCUCAAAGGAUGGAAUGUCGUAUUGAAAAAGUUAUAGAGAAGCGGAUGGGCCUUUACGCUCCCACAAUGCAGGCCUUAUCGUCUCAUCACAAAAAUAGUGAUUGCGCUGCGCUUCUUCAUAAAGAAUUUGCAGCUAUUCAAGCUGGUGUGUACAAGGUCGAAGAUGCCACGGUUGAUCUUCAAUCCGCCAAGUCGCUUGUAUAUCGCUAUUUUCUUUCAGUUCCUCUAGAUCCUUUCGUUCGUUACAAGAAAGAAAGCCUUCUUCAGUACAUGCCUUUCUUCGAAAGUGACAGUCUGGUUCUACCUGUCCACCUACCAAGUGAAAUUCGGACUGUGACACUACCAUCGAAGUACAGUAAUUCAACAUGGCGGGAAAAACAAAAACUAUUAUGUCUAAUGGCAUGCGUGCGACUCCACCACCACGGGCUUCUUAAUGAAAGACUACUUCCCCUUACAAGGAAGGACAUGCAACAACGCGUUUUGCGCAUCGCGACUCAAGACCUACAGCAGAAAGAUACUGUUCCUCUCGAUUUGGAUGGUGUCUACAACAAUGAAAAACGACAGUUGGUGAUUUACCCUGUGAAUGAAGAAAGUAGUCUUCUCUCAAAUUACCGCCGCAAACUCAAUGGAAAAGGUCACUCUUUGGGGCUAAUUACAAUGGAACCAAUUAGAGAAAUGUUGCCAUUUCGUACAUAUCAUAAAGAAUUCGGAAAGGUCAGCAUUUCGUUUGGAGAACCAAUACUUGAAUACUGUUCGAGUUCUGAGUUUGAGAUCCUGCAAGAAACGUUUGCUUUACUCAUGAAUUCAAGAUGGAGCCGAAAGAGUCGCAACGUAUCUUAUGAAACACGCAGUCAAGAUGAAUACGAGGCUACKAUCCUACCAUAUCUAGUCGGAAUUAUCUCUUCAAAUGGCAAUUUGGAUUGGGAUUUUAUGACGACAUUGCUUGAUGAAAGCAAGAGAUCCAUUGAAAAUCGCACCCUAGCAGCUCGCAGUUUUUCAUCAACCACACUGAUGUCGCAACCAAGGAUAUGGUCGCCUACUUAUAGCAACGGCAUUACAUAUGUUGUUUUUGGCCCAACUGGCAAGCUUUGUGGUGCACCGGUUCCGUACAAGAUGGACGGUGUCAAGACUUAUUGUGACUACUUUCAGAAGAAGUAUUCAAUAGAUUUUGAAAAAAAUUCUCCUCUCUUCCGAGGGCACAGACUUUGGUCGCUACCUUCCGGAUAUAUUAAAAAGCAUGAAGCACACGGCGGUGUAUCCGAUUCAGAAAACGUCGACUAUGACAUGAUAGAUAUUCCACAGCAAGCAUUUGUUGAAGAGCCUUUAGCGAAUGCUCACAUUGUAUCUUUAUGUUUAUUUUUGCCUCAAGUUCUUUUCAAUUUUGAGCAGGAGCAAAAAACAGAAGCUUUCAUAAAGCAUUGCGAAGUUUGCAUUCCUACUCUAGGAGCUUGUUUCAAGCAAUUGGAAUUUUCCAUGGUCAAAUUAGUAAUGACAUCAAAGAGCUGCAAUGCCAGCGAAAAUUACGACAUUUAUGAAUGGGUCGGAGAUGCUGUUCUUAAACUUCUGCAGACUGAUUCAAUUUUAAGUUCUCCAAAGUUGAAGCACUUCGUUAAAUUUCUUCAUGAAGGCGACCUAUCGAUGCUUCGUUCUGGUAAGUUCAUAAUUCUGUUUCCAUUCUGUUGUUAUUGUAUUUUCAUAACUGAUCUGUGUCCUUUUUUUUCAGGAAUGGGUACAAACAAUAGACUGAAGCAGGUAAAUCCUUGAUGCGCGAUCCAAAACGUGGCCCACAUGUUUGUUCGCUCGAAUUUUAUUUCUCAAUUUCAUUUUCCUGCUAUUAUUCUAGAUUUGCACACAUCUGCGGCUGGACGAGUUCAUCAUGAUGACGCCAUUAUCGCGGGGAGUGUGGGUGCCAUCCCCGUUGCAAAUUUACCAAACCACCAAUAAAAGAAUCGCUGAACCACUUGGAGGGCGCAUGAAACUGCUUGCAGACGUUGUUGAAGCAAUCUUAGGUAUUGUUUACAUUGAAUUUGGAUAUCAUAGAAGCAUUAAGGUAGGGAAUGAACUUCACGUGACGCUGCCUUGGGAUGAGAAUGAUAGAAGUGUAGCUUGUGGCGAGAUUGGGGAUGUAGAUAAUAACUUGUUGGUGGAUGUUAUCAAAAAGUGCACGGGUCAUGCCAAAGUCUUUGAUCGUCCCAAAGUAGUUUCAGAAGCUUUCACUCAUCCAUCGGCAAUCGAUGCAUCAGUUCCUUCUUACCAGCGACUGGAAUGGAUAGGAGAUGCUGUACUAUGUCUAUGCACUAGGGAAUGGUUGUUUAGAAAUUUUGGAGACAGGCUUGAGGUUGGUGACUUGGUUAUGUUAGAAGGCGCUAUUGUAUCAAACGAAACUCUUGGUUUCAUAAGCAUGAAGUGUGGCCUUCAGCAAUAUCUAAAUCAUCGUGAUCUUAGCCUUCCAAAGCGAAUUGAAUCGUAUUGCUGGAAACUAAAGGACGGAUGUGGCUUUUGGGGCGGUGGUAUGUUCUUAUAUUUACAUACAGUGCGAGGCAAGGCUGAGUGCACACUUAAAGCAUUCAUGCUCGCUGAAAGACUAACACGUUUAUUUUCUUUGAACGAUCUGCAUGCGCUUUUAAAACAUAUUUAGACCCACCGAAGCCAAUUGCUGACACCGUUGAAGCCGUUCUCGGUGCAAUCCACGUGUCUAGCGACUUUAAAUCUGGCCAAACCGCUACAUUGAAAUUAAUGUCACCCAUUUUUUCAGUAAUAAAAAAAGCAUCAGACGACGGCAUUGAGAGAUUUGGGGAAGUUUUGAGGGCGAUAAAACACCCAAAGAAGUCGUUACAAGAGAUUAGUGGACAAAUUUUUCAGGUUAUAGUGUGUUCGGAACACGAAUUUGCGUCAUUCUUUGAAUACGAAGAUGAGAUUGUGCCUACGUCAACUGCGGCCCCAUUGGUACCCCAAAUUUUACACAAAAACGAAUGGAGGAAUCCCGCACGUGGUAAUGGAGAACAUGAAGGAUGUUAUGUUUCGUUUAUUUCAAUGCUUGGAUACCCACUUGUUGCAGUUGCCGACGAAAGUAUCACCGAUGCGCGCAAUAGGGCAUCCUCACUUAUGAGAGAGGCUAUCCAAUGUAAUCCUACGCUACAAAAUCGGAUAAAAAAAUAUCGAUCCAUCGUUGAAAGGAAUCUGACAUUAGCAGGUAAACGCCAAAAUGAGAUGACUGUAGCAAGAGCUAAUGGAUUUCACAACGAGUGAAACCGGUUUUUGGUGUAAUUUUGGCUCGAUACAAAAAGUGGUUUCAAUUGAUAUGGAAGUCGCAAUACCACUCAUGAAUAGGACUAGAAGAAUCUAACGAGAUUAGUGUGAAAGUCUUGCUUCCUCGCAGAAUCGAUCAAUCUAAUGAUUGGACAUUGCCAAAUUUUAUACUUUAAUCAUC